AACUCCCCAAUCUCAACAUUCACGAACAUUUCAUACUCUAUUAUCGGACUUCGUUUCGUUCAUUAGUUUCUCAGUCGUUUGUUCUGAGAUCGACCUCGCAUCAGGUUUAGGGAAUGGCUGCUAUCUUAGCUCGGAAAUCACUCCUUGCUCUUCGUGCGCGCCAAUUGUGAAGAAAAUUUGUCUUACAUAAAUGCCUUCUGUAGAUCUGCAUACCCAUUCAAUUGAUCAACUGGGUUACUAAUCAAAAUUGCAUAGACAGAAAGAUCAGCAGACCAAAUGUUUCCACUCCCAUAUCUCUUAUAAGUGGGUUCCUCUUCUCAAUCUCAAAAUUUGAAAACCAAUUCAAUACCAGUUGGACUCUUUAAACAGUUUUAAACUAAUUUGAAAUCAGUUCAUAACCAGUUCAAAAUCAAUUCAGUUUAGAAUCGGUUCACAACCAGUUCAAAACUGAUUUUUUUAAUUCAGUUCGAUUUCAAAUUAGUUUGAAAACUAAUUUGUAGAUUUGAGUUAAAAAUCAAAUUGGUUAAAUCAGUUCGAAAACUAGUUUGGGUUCGAUUUUUUUCCUAACCGGUUUUUGCACUGCCCUUGGACAAGACUAGUGUACGUGUUUUGUACAGAGAGAGCGAGAGUCACAGGCUACAUACAGAUGUUGCUCCCGUCAUCCACAAUGCCGAAUCAAUUGGUCACAAUCUCAUGUUUUUAGGGACUAAAAUAAGUAUUUUAUUUAUUAUAUUUUUUUCAUUUGCAACUUGGGUCUCACGGGUUAGCCCACUACCGUUUACCAAUAAAAAGUUUGGGCUCAUGGGCUGGCCCAUACUCAUAAUCGCAACUCGCGAAAGUUGUUUUGUAAAGUCGUCACUUCCCACUUCGUCUCCGUUGCUGUAGUUGUGUUCUGUGUGGGUCGCUGAAGGGCCCUUCAUCAGCACAGGAUGGAUUUCCAUGGAUUCCUAAACGACUUGCAGGAUUGGGAAUUUUCUAGAAAGGAUAAAGCACGACCACAAAAGGAAAAUGUUGGCUUCAUCUUCUCGAAUUACGGGAUCUGUGGGUGUGGAGAAGGCAUCAAAAGGAGAUACCAUUUCUUUUGAUAAUGCAAGAAAUUCUCCAGGACAGUAUGAUUUAUCAAGAAUUAAUCAUUUGCAUAGUAGUUUUGUUCCUGAAGAUGUUCCUGAUGCUGCUUCCGAGAAAGACCUGGGUAACGAGUUUUUCAAGCAGAAAAAGUUUAAGGAAGCUAGAGACUGCUAUUCAAGGAGCAUUGCCUUAUCACCAACAGCUGUAGCAUAUGCAAAUAGGGCAAUGGCCAAUAUCAAGCUCAGAAGAUUCCAAGAGGCUGAGGAUGACUGCACAGAGGCCUUAAAUCUUGAUGAUCGUUACAUAAAAGCAUACUCACGAAGAGCAACAGCUAGAAAAGAACUUGGAAAAAUUAAAGAAUCAAUGGACGAUGCUGAAUUUGCCUUGAGGUUGGAACCAAACAAUCAAGAAAUCAAGAAACAGUAUGCUGAUGCUAAGUCUUUCUAUGAGAAAGAUAUUCUUCAGAAAGCAUCAGGGGUUCUGAGAAGCACUGUACAGGGAACUCAAAAAGUGGGAAAGUCAGAGGAAAAAGUUAAUGGAGACAGCAUCCACCCCAUUUCACGUAGUACUCAAAAGUCUGGACUAGCUGAAGUUCAUCAUCAUAAAAAGGAUAAUAAACGGCAAAUACUUGUUAAAGAAUCACUCUUAACAGAGGAUGUUGAUGGCAGAGAAAUAAAAGCCAGAAGCUGGCCUCAAUCACAAGGAGAUGAUGGUUCUAAGGGAGGUUUGAGUGCAAGCAACAGUUUGGAGCAGAGAAAUCACAGAAUUACCAAGCCAGAAAUGAAAGCUUCUGUUCAACAGCUUGCUUCUCGCGCUGCUUCUAGAGCCAUGUCUGAAGCUGCCAAAAACGUAACACCUCCAACUACAGCUUAUCAGUUUGAGGUCUCCUGGAGAGCAUUUUCAGGUGAUCUUGCUCUGCAGGCUCGUCUAUUAAAGGCUAUAUCUCCCCAUGAAUUGCCGAAAAUAUUCAAAAAUGCCUUGUCUUCUACCAUACUAAUUGAGAUCAUCAAGUGUCUUGCAUCUCUUUUCACUGAGGACAUGGAUCUGGUUGUCAGUUAUUUGGAGCAUUUGACCAAGGUACCAAGAUUUGAUGUGAUUGUAAUGUGCCUUUCAUCAACAAAUAAGGAUGACAUACGCAAGAUCUGGGAUGAAGUGUUCAGCGGUGAGGCAACACCAAUAGAGUAUGCAGAGAUUCUGGACAACCUUCAAUCAAAGUUCGGCCUUGGACAGUGACAUCUUCCCCUGUAUGUUUUAAUAUUUUUUUUUCCUCGGUGGAUCCUCUCCCUUCCGCAACUAUCUUCACUUGUAAAUUAUUAUGCUAUUGAAAUGUUUGAGCAUUAUUGACGGUCAACUUGAUCCAUCUUUAAGCGUUAGUUGAUAAUGAGGAAAUGGGAGGAAAAAGAAAAACAAAAGGCUCAUGUGUAGUGCUUGAGGCUGAGGGUCCAGUACGUUUUAAUGGUUUUUUCCUUCAGAAUUUGGGUCUUCUAAAAUGAGGAAAAGUAAAGGAAGUAAUUUUAGUUGAUAAUGAGAAAAUCAACAUUUUAAUACAUCUAUAAUGUAUUUGCACAUAAUAUCAACCUUUGAUUUUGUUAUCAGUCA
Molecule: messenger RNA, 2667 nt
Organism: Glycine soja
Lineage: Eukaryota; Viridiplantae; Streptophyta; Magnoliopsida; Fabales; Fabaceae
Product: RNA polymerase II-associated protein 3-like
Exons: 15
Coding region: 1009-2301 (430 amino acids)
Molecular function (GO): protein binding
Source: RefSeq, a predicted model, not a curated record